CUUAACCCGAAUAACCGUUGAUUUGUGAGAUCUUUCUUGAGAUCAUGGCAGUCCACAAAAUCUCACUUCAGGAAGUUACAGCAAGAGCCGAUUUACUCGGGACUUGUCAUUGACCUCUGGAAGGUCACCAAAUGACCAAGGACCUUUAAAUUGGGUAGCAGCGGCUGCCUAUCUUCACGGGCAGCACGCUCAAUUUUUCUGCAAAGCUCCAGCUCAGAGGCCGAGAUGCACGGGUCAGGGUGCAAUGGACAACUCCUCUCCCUUGCUUUAGUGACUGUGAAAACGCCAACAGGCGAGCGCCGGCUAAUACAUGACAGUUACUUUCCACGGCUGUACGGAAUGAAGUAAUGCAAAUGAUGGAAUGCUAUGUCCUUGGCAUCUAAAAUAUUUCUAGCCGCAUCGUGUGGAGUGUCUGCUGGCAUCAUUGGAUACGUCCAUAUCAAACAGAAUAUUGACAGGGAGCGUCUGCACGAGGGUGUGAUCAAGGACGUGGAGCGGCAGCAGCGGCGCAAGGUGGAGAACCUCGCCCUGCUCGGCAAGCAGCACGACCUCGAGAAGCUGCUGAAGCGGCAGCGGGACGCGGACGGCGCCGCCGUCCCCGCCGGCACGGAGCACGACUGAGCGGCCGCCGCCAGCCGCCGGGGUGUCCGCCGCUGCCGACAUGACGCGGACGGACGGCGAGGAUGGUAAGCCGGCGGCGGCGGCCACACCGCCGCGGCCGCCGCCGCCGGCGCCGCCGCUACCCGCGCCGCCCAUCAGCGAGAACCUGACGGUGAUCCCGCCCAAGAAGCACGUGCGCGAGCUGCAGACCAUCAUCCGCGACCGGAACACCACCCGCAGCGACUUCAAGUUUUACGCGGACCGUCUGAUCCGGCUGGUGGUGGAGGAGGGCCUGAACCUGCUGCCGUACACGCCGGCCACCGUCACCACGCCCACCGGCCACCAGUACCCGGGCCUGCGCUACCAGCGCGGCAACUGCGGCGUCAGCAUCGUGCGCAGCGGCGAGGCCAUGGAGCAGGGCCUGCGCGACUGCUGCCGCUCCAUCCGCAUCGGAAAGAUCCUGGUCUCGUCCGACCUGGACACGCACGAGGCGCGCGUCGUGUACGCCAAGUUCCCAGAGGACGUGGCCGAGCGCAAGGUGCUGCUCAUGUACCCCAUCAUGAACACGGGCAACACGAUCGUACGCGCGCUGCACGUGAUGCGCGAGCACGGCAUCCAGGAGCAGAACGUGAUUCUGCUGACGCUGUUCUGCACGCCGGUGGCGGCGCGGCUGGUCACCAGCUCCUUCCCGCGCCUGCGCAUCCUCACCUCGGAGAUGAACGAGGUGACGCCCAACCACUUCGGCCAGCGCUACUUCGGCACAGACUGAGGGAGGGCCGGCGCGGCGGCGGCCGGGCUGUCAUUCGGGCCGCGUGUCGGGACCGACCCCGUGCAAUGACGCCCAGCUGCACCUGCUUAGUUAUCUCGCUGGCUAUGUGUGGUACCCCAAAGGCUUUCCUAGUUUUAUACGCGCUUGGCGGCUUACUCCUAUGCCGUGUUGUAGUGGCUCCUCGUAUUGGCUCAAGGUCCAAUCUAGCAACCGGCCCGCUUCAAUGCAGUGAAUGGUAAUUGUUAUGAAAUAAACCGACGUGUGCAUGGUA
This is a messenger RNA of Amphibalanus amphitrite, 1640 nucleotides long. Its product is annotated as uracil phosphoribosyltransferase homolog. The record is from RefSeq and is a predicted model, not a curated record. The coding region runs from base 662 to 1369 and encodes 235 amino acids. NCBI's taxonomy places the organism in Eukaryota, Metazoa, Arthropoda, Thecostraca, Balanomorpha, Balanidae. The transcript is spliced from 3 exons.